Molecule: messenger RNA, 159 nt
Organism: Gilbertella persicaria
Lineage: Eukaryota; Fungi; Mucoromycota; Mucoromycetes; Mucorales; Choanephoraceae
Exons: 1
Biological process (GO): regulation of transcription by RNA polymerase II
Cellular component (GO): transcription regulator complex; PcG protein complex
Molecular function (GO): RNA polymerase II cis-regulatory region sequence-specific DNA binding; DNA-binding transcription factor activity, RNA polymerase II-specific
Source: RefSeq, a predicted model, not a curated record
AAAUACGUGUGUCCCUAUUGCUCCAAAGGAUUCACAAGACCCUCUAGCCUACGUACACAUACAUAUUCUCAUACGGGAGAGAAACCAUUUCCUUGUACAGAACCUGGUUGUGGGCGUAAGUUUAGUGUUCAGUCGAACCUUCGACGUCAUUUACGUGUU